UCGUUUAUGACUUUGUUUUUCCAAGUCAAACAAUAGCGCAAUCAUAAAUAAAUAUUUUUAAAACAAUUAGAUAUUAAUACACAUUUAUAUCAAUAAAAACAUUCAAGUCUAACGACCUUUGUCACAUGAUCACUAAGAGCUUGGUUUAAUCAGCCGUCAAAGGCGUAAAUUAUAAGUAUGGCGACGCUUGAUUGUAAAACGUCUGAUAAUUCUUCGAGUGAUUUUACUAAAUCGCAAGUUUUUAAUAUUAAUUAUACCGAAAUUAGUGAUGAGAACACUGAAAAUAAUAUUCCCUUGCAAUCUUCAUGGACAUUUUGGCUUGACAAAGCCGUACGUGGUAGGACAGUGGAUGAAUAUAAAGAAAAUUUAAAGAAGGUUUAUACUGUUGAUACAAUUCAAAAUUUUUGGGCUGUUUAUAAUAAUAUACCAAAAGUUUGUGAAAUUCAAAAUAAAUAUAGUUACCAUUUAAUGAGGGAUGAAAGAUUGCCAUUAUGGGAAGAAACUGAUAAUCAAAAAGGUGGUACAUGGCGAUUUAGAUGUCACAAAAAUGAUACUGAAACUGUUUGGAAAGAAGUUGUUCUAGGUGCAAUCGGUGAACAAUUCAACAAAUAUAUCCACAAGAAUGAUGAAAUAUGCGGUGUUACUGUCUCAGUAAGGGAUCGAGAUGACUUGAUUCAAAUUUGGAACGUUGAGGCUGAUCUUGCUAAUGCAGCGACGAUAAUUCCAGCUGUUGUAGAGCUUUUGCCAAAGAUUAAUUUUCUCGGACAAUUUUAUAAACCUCAUCAAUUGAACUACGCCUAUGAACGUCACUAAAAUAUUUACGAAAUUGAAUUAAAGGAUCAUGAUGCCAAACUGAUUAAUAAUUAAUUAUAAAUUGUUAUUAAUUAUUGAUCAUAAAUUUAAAUUAAUUAAAUUAGUUACAAUCAUAAGACUUGAAUGAAUUAAUUUUGAUAAUAAAAUUUUAUAAACUAUGAGCAAGUUUUUCAAUCUGGGAUAAAAUUAAAAUUAU
Messenger RNA from Cotesia glomerata, 1009 nucleotides. RefSeq names its product eukaryotic translation initiation factor 4E type 3-like. Gene Ontology annotation, biological process: translational initiation. Gene Ontology annotation, cellular component: eukaryotic translation initiation factor 4F complex. The coding region runs from base 178 to 813 and encodes 211 amino acids. NCBI's taxonomy places the organism in Eukaryota, Metazoa, Arthropoda, Insecta, Hymenoptera, Braconidae. The record is from RefSeq and is a predicted model, not a curated record. Gene Ontology annotation, molecular function: translation initiation factor activity; RNA 7-methylguanosine cap binding. The transcript is spliced from 6 exons.